Molecule: messenger RNA, 2966 nt
Organism: Cimex lectularius (bed bug)
Lineage: Eukaryota; Metazoa; Arthropoda; Insecta; Hemiptera; Cimicidae
Product: TBC1 domain family member 30-like
Exons: 16
Coding region: 44-2785 (913 amino acids)
Cellular component (GO): endoplasmic reticulum
Source: RefSeq, a predicted model, not a curated record
UUCUUUUCGUUUGCAAUGUAAGGGUUAAGGAAGAUUGGAGCACAUGAGGAUUGAGGAUGAAUUUUUUUUUAAUUUUCAAAACCCACAUGUGACCGGUGAAGUCCGGCCUGCCAGGGCUGUACGAGGGGGUUCGGUCCAUACUGUCCAAAUACCCUUAUUUCCCAAUGUCAUGCUAGUGUCGAACAGGAGAUUCAUCCCGGUGAUCGUGGAACCGGGUAACUUCUGGUCUCCCGACUCCCCUAAGGUUGUGUACGUCCAGCCGGCCGACCCACUGGCCCCUGGGCGUAACGUCCUGGUCAAGACCGUCUCGCCCGACCUGUCUCGACUCUUCCUCGGCCGAGAAGCACGUCCUCCGAGGGAUAGAAAGCCGCCCAGGAUCGACUACCCGGCACCCAAGAGGGAGAAGAGAGAGUGGAAGUUCGACGAGUUCGUCGACGACCUCAAGAAAGACUCGGUGAUAAGCGGUAUCAAGGAGGACAAAGUGAACGUGACCAAAGAAGAACCAUCGGACGUCUUCACAGAAAUCCCACUCACAAAAGAGCCGGAGAGAGAAGAACCCAACCCCAUCGCGUUCCUCUUUGACCAGCUCCUGUCCCAAGUCUACACCAAAAAAGUACAAAAGACGUCGAGAAGGAAAAGCGAGCUAAUAUUCAGUUCUAGCCGGCCUUGGGAAAGCCUCUGCCGUCACAACUCCUGUCCAUCGCAUUUGGACCGCAGGGUGGUAGAUAAGUUUGAAAAGUACUCUAAGGACGAUCUCCUGGCAUUCAGUUCAGAUGAGGUGCGGAAAAUCAGAAGGGAAUUCGAGGAGAGGAUUAGAACAGCCGGGAACUGGCUGGCGGCCGAGCUACAAGACAAGGACAUGCUCACCACAGAUCAGGAGGGCCUGUGCGGCCUCAUAACCGCCUUCCUCCAAGCGAAUUCCAGCAAAACAAGGGACGACGCUAGGCUCAGGUUCUCCAUCAGCCCUGUCACGACCGACCAGUCGGGAUUCCAGGAGUGGGCCAGGGCAAUGAGGAUGGUCGCAAGGCUGCCGGACGGCGUACCGGCGCACUUCAGGAAAAACCUAUGGCUUAGCCUCGCUGAACGACACCUUAACACCAAAGGUCAUACGAACUGGCAGGCGACGGAGCGCAGGCUGUUUUCCGAGACGACCUCGUCUGAGGACCGCGAGCUGAGCGUGCAGAUUGUCAAGGACCUCCACAGGACCGGAUGUUCGCUGUUCUGCGGCGCUACCGGCCAGCACAACCAGGCCGUCCUGAAAAGAGUCUUGCUCGCCUAUGCUAGGUGGAACAAGAACGUCGGCUAUUGUCAGGGCCUUAACAUGCUCGCCGCCCUCAUUCUCCAGGUGAUGCAGGGAUCCCAGAGCGCAACCGUCAAAGUGAUGAUCUACCUUAUCGAGGGAGUCCUACCCGAGAGCUACUUCGGCAACAACCUCCGCGGACUUUCAGUCGAUAUGGCCGUUUUCAGAGAUCUUCUGAAACUGAAGGUCCCCGAACUGUCCCGCCACCUCGACCAGCUCCAGCAGGAGAGCAAGGACUCGGGGACGAGCUACGAGCCGCCACUCUGCGACGUGUUCACAAUGCAAUGGUUCCUGACUCUCUUUUCGACCUGCUUGCCCCAGUCGACCGUCCUGCGCGUCUGGGACCUCGUCUUCCUCGAAGGAGACCAGAUACUGCUGAGGACUGCGCUCGCCAUAUGGGAUACCCUUUCUGAGAGGAUGAUGGCAGUGAGGAGUGCGGACGAGUUCUACAGCAUCAUGGCAGUACUAACCAGGGAGAUGAUGGAGUUUGGACUCAUGGAGCCGAACAAUCUCAUAAAGGUCAUCGAUAGAAUGUCGACUCCGGAGGUGACCGAGCUGAGGGAGAAGUACGUAUUCAACAUCUCACCUUGGGCUGUCAGUACAGUAGCCAAGAUGGGGCUGAAACUCUUCUAUCCUGACACUUACGACCAAGCAGCAGGAGGUGAUGAUCUCAGACAGUCUGACGUCAAGAUGACGCCUUUUUCCAACCACCCGGACAGGGAGAAGAUCGCUUUGGACAUUAGCGCUUUGAAGAGGCAGUACUGGAAGCUCAGGGAACGACAGCGCCAGGCGCAUAUUAUCUUAUCAGCUUGCAGAAGCGAGACCCUUGCGACUGGCAAUUCGCCGGCUUUGAACCAUCUCCUCCUUGGUAAGAGAGCACUCCUCUCGGCCAAGGGUAGGAAGAUAGAAGGCGCUAUACCAAUGCUGGACAAGAAGAGGGAGACGAGGGACCCCAGGGGCCAAACCCUGCACUGGAAAGAUGCCGGAAGAGAUGGUUCUAGGUCGCCGUCGCCUUCUUCGAGUUCCAGUUCGUCAUCGUCGACCGAGCUGUGCGAUUCGAGCGAUUCGGACAACUCGACGGACGAGAGGUUGACAAAAGACGAUGAGAAAAUCGAAGAAGAACCACCAAGGAAGGGCGAGGAGGACAGGACGUUAGAUAACGUCAAAAAAGAGAGGAGGAAGUCGGAAAUCGCCCUUCUCCAGAUACUCCAGGAGAACUCCGAGAUACUCCAGAGGAUCCAGAGCCACAGGAUUGACGAGCCGGAAGACAUCAGGGAGAUAAGGAGGAAGUACAGCCGUGUCUCGUUCGACCCCGGACCCUCGGACCAGGGUUCGUCAGGGACGACGACAUCGCCCCCCGGGUCGCCAAGUGCCCGACCCCAGCCACUACCGGACCUGCCGAGGUUCUCGCCUUUCCCAACCAAGUCGCCUCGGAAGAAGGAAGUCGGGAUCGGUCUUGGCCUCUAUUCCUCCCAGGACUCAUAAAAAUAACCUUUUUUCAAUAAAAAGACAAUAAAAAAACAUUAGGCGAAAACAACCUAGCUGCUUAAAAACGACUUUCCGUCUAAAGUCAAUUUUUCUCCACAAAAUUGAAGAUUUUUCUCUAACAAAAAGUAAUAAUUCUAACUGUAUAUAUAUUGACUGAUAAUAUAUUUUGUUCGAUUGA